This is a messenger RNA of Nannospalax galili (Upper Galilee mountains blind mole rat), 2707 nucleotides long. RefSeq names its product docking protein 7 (gene Dok7). The transcript is spliced from 7 exons. Gene Ontology annotation, biological process: positive regulation of protein tyrosine kinase activity; neuromuscular junction development. Bases 67 to 1557 code for a protein of 496 amino acids. The record is from RefSeq and is a predicted model, not a curated record. Gene Ontology annotation, molecular function: protein kinase binding. Lineage: Eukaryota; Metazoa; Chordata; Mammalia; Rodentia; Spalacidae.
GACCCUGGGCUCGGGCGCCCGGGCGCGCGGAGAGGGCGCGGCGAGCAGCGGGAACCAUGACAGAAGAUGACCGAGGCGGCGCUGGUGGAGGGCCAGUGGAAGACUAGGUGGCUGGUGCUGCGCAAGCCGUCUCCGGUGGCAGACUGCCUGCUGAUGCUGGUCUACAAGGACAAGUCCGAGCGUUCCAAGGGCCUGCGGGAGCGCAGCAGCCUGACUCUGGAGGACAUCUGUGGCCUAGAGCCUGGCCUGCCCUAUGAGGGCCUGGCUCACACCCUGGCCAUUGUCUGCCUGUCCCAGGCCAUCAUGCUGGGCUUUGACAGCCAUGAGGCCAUGUGUGCCUGGGACACCCGCAUCCGCUAUGCACUGGGAGAGGUACAUAGGUUCCAUGUGACGGUGGCUCCUGGCACCAAGCUGGAGAGUGGCCCGGCCACCCUCCACCUCUGCAAUGACAUCCUGGUUCUGGCCAGGGACGUCCCUCCAGCUGUCACGGGGCAGUGGAAGCUGUCCGACCUCCGGCGCUAUGGGGCUGUGCCAAAUGGAUUCAUCUUCGAAGGAGGGACCAGGUGUGGGUACUGGGCCGGAGUCUUCUUCUUGUGCUCAGCUGAGGGAGAGCAGAUCAGCUCCCUCUUUGACUGCAUCGUCCGAGGCAUCUCCCCAACCAAGGGCCCAUUUGGGCUUCGGCCAGUUCUCCCAGACCCGAGCCCUGGGGGCCCCUCAGCCUCAGAGGAGCGUGUGGCCCAGGAAGCACUAGAAACCCUGCAGCUAGAGAAGCGACUCAGCCUGCUCUCACACUCCAGCCGGCCAGGCAGUGGAGGAGACGAUCGCAGCCUAUCCAGCUCCUCUUCGGAGGCCACCCAUUCGGACAUCAGUGCCAGCAGCAGGCUCACUGCAUGGCCAGAGCAAUCCUCGUCCUCUGCCAGCACGUCGCAGGAAGGGCUGGGGCUGGUGGCUGCCCAGGGGCCAGGGGAGGCCAUACUGGGAGCCUCACGGCCACCCCUCAAGCCGCUGCGGCAGCGGCAGCUGCAGGAGGUCGGCCGCCAGAGCUCCUCGGACAGUGGCAUCGCCACAGGCAGUCACUCCUCCUACUCUGGCAGUUUCUCAUCCUAUGCUGGCAGCAGCCUGGAUGUGUGGCCAGCUGGAGAAGAGUUUGGUUCACUGCUCAGCCUGCCCCCAGGGGCCAGUGGACCCGAGCCCAGACUAUGUGCCUGCCCACCAGGCACAGCAGAGUAUCAGGUGCCCACCUCAUUGCGGCACCACUAUGACACUCCUCGAAGCCUGUGGCAGGCCCCCAAAGACUCGAACCUGGCCUCCCAGGGCAGCUCUGACCUCAGUGCAGCCACAGAUUUGGGUGGCCAGACGCCCACAGGGUGUCCCUCCGGCUGGCUGGGUGCAGGACAGCGGGGACAGGCGACGGAAGCCCUGGGCAGUGAGGCCAUGCUGCCCAGUCCAUCCCCUGGCGAGCCCUGGGAAGCAGGCAGCCCCCAUGCAGGGCCACCUCCAGCUUUCUUUUCGUCAUGUUCAGUCUGUGGCGGACUCAAGGUAAAGCCCCCUCCCUGAGACAGCAGACUGGCUGCUGCUGCCAAGGGCUGGAUACAGCCCCUCCAAUGGGAGAGGAGUGGCACUGGCCUCUUUGCAGAGGGGGUUCUCUGUGCUGUGUUUCGAGAAGCCAUCAGACCUGUGCAGAGAGCCUCAAGGGCAGGGUGACAACCACAGGGCUGUUCUCCCCCAUGUAGGCACUAUGGCUGCCAGUGGAGGAGGCUGGGCAGGUUGGAGUCAGCAGAACCCCAGACCUAGCUUCUGGGCUGUCUCCUCACCCCACGAAGAAGGCACAGGGUUUCUGUGCCCAUGGGUUCCUGCUGUACAUUGCACUGAAAUCCCUGUGGGCUGUGGUCAGGUUUCAGUGUCAAACCUUGUCCUGGUCCACUGCCCUCUUCCUUCAUGACCAACCUUCUGUCAUUCUUGGUCAUCUGUGCAGUGUACAAACAUACCUCCCAUCCAAAAUCAGAUCCACUGCAGUUGCUCUGGACUCCCCAGCUCUGAGCCAGCAACUUUGCCAAUGCAGCUCCCUGGGCAUGUUCGAUGUGUGAUCAACUUUACAUGUUAACCUACAGCACCCACAGGUGGGCUCGGUGUCCCAUCCCACAGGGAGGAAACUGACGCUCUGGAGGCUCCAUGACUUGCGGGGGUCUGUGACCUGGACCCCCUUUGCACCCUCAGACUAGCCUUCUUCUGGGCCCCUGGAGGGUUCUGGGAAGAGCUGCCUGGCAGGGGUGAGGGGAGCCCCCCAAAGGCUGAGUUGACCCAGGCUUCCGAGAUUAGCCUGCCGGAGGGUCCCUUGUAAAAUCUUCCAGUGGCUCUGCCCUGUGCCUCCCUGCUGGGACCAGGAAGCUGGUGGUCAGGACCAGGUGGAGGAAAUCAGGACCUCGCUGGCAUUUGGAGGGCUCUGGCCCUGCCCACAGGUCAUCCUGGCUGUGUGGUUCCUUGCAUGGAGCAGGAGCUGCUCUGCUUCCCUGUGUCAGGGUCAGUGUGGCUGUGCCCAUCCCUUCUGAGUACCCCCAGCUGGCACCGUGGUAUUGAUCUGGCAGGCUAGCUCACCUGUAAAUGCCUUGAUCUGUACCUUCACUGUCAGCUGACGAUGUUGCUCUCUCGAGUUUUUAAAAUCUGACACUUUUGUAAUACGUUCUCAGACUGGAAAUAAAGUUCUCUU